AGGACAGCUGCAGCCAUUAGGACUGCUUCCAUGACUUGUGUGCAGGCACUUCUCCAAGGGGAGUUGCUGUCUUCUGACCAGCUGUCUGCAAUGCUGGAGGAUCUCCUUCCCAAAAUGCUUCUGUGUCGUGACUGGAGUCUCGGUGCUCGGGUGUUCCCAGCAUGCGCUACAGCUACGUCCAUUAACAGGCUUAAAUUCUGGAAGGCCUAAAUACAUGAGCACAAUACGCACCGGUACAAGAACAAUAUUAUUGCUGUUACACUUACAUGUUUUGCUCUUGUCCUUGAGUUUAUCAAUCUUCCUUUUCUCUCUGAUUCUUUUUCUCUCUUCUUUUAUCAAUGCCGUCGC
Geodia barretti is the source of this 348-nucleotide messenger RNA. NCBI's taxonomy places the organism in Eukaryota, Metazoa, Porifera, Demospongiae, Tetractinellida, Geodiidae. The record is from the annotation of a GenBank genome assembly.